Messenger RNA from Hypanus sabinus (Atlantic stingray), 1525 nucleotides. RefSeq lists its product as uncharacterized. The coding region runs from base 266 to 892 and encodes 208 amino acids. The transcript is spliced from 2 exons. The record is from RefSeq and is a predicted model, not a curated record. Lineage: Eukaryota; Metazoa; Chordata; Chondrichthyes; Myliobatiformes; Dasyatidae.
UACAUCUGUUGUAGGUACACAAUACAAUCUUGGAUCACAUUUUCCUUACCAUAUCGCCAUAUAUUUCAUCUGCUAUGAUUGGAAGGUAAUUUCUUGCAGCAACUGAAAUAGGAACAAACAAGCGUCAGACACUGCAGAUUUAGGAAAUGUACUUGAGAGAACAGAGAAAAUCUUUCCUGAAUUGUUGUAUUACAAUUCACGACUGGUUCUCAAUCCCAAAUUUCACUUCCUCUCCCCAUGGCUCCCAAAUUCCCAUGCCCAAUCUAUGAGGAUUCCAGUCUUCCAAUUCACCCUCCAUUUCUAUUCUCUAGACCCCAAGCUCAUCUCCAGUCCUCAACUGGUGCCAUCUAGUUCUUGCUCUCUUCUCACUAAUGCCAUCAGGAAGAAGGUACAGGAGCCUCAGGACUCACACCACCAGGUUCAGGAACAGCUAUUACCCUGCAGCCAUCAAGCUCUUCAACCAAAGCGGAUAACUUCACUCACCACCACACUGAAUGGUGGCUGGGGUCCUGUUGAAGUUUAUGAUCUCCAGCUGCUCUCAAACUGCAGUUCUUCACAGCAGUUCCCCCUCUCAGAACUUGCUCAGUGGCUCAGUGUUUUCAAUAUCUCCAGCCUACUGGGCCUGAACACCUCCCUCUGCAACUGGAUCCUAGACUUCCUGACUGGGAGACCUCAGUCAGUCCGGAUCGGGAGCAGCAUCUCCAACACCAUCACAAUGAGCACGGGACCCCCCCCCCAGGGCUGUGUGCUCAGUCCACUGCUGUUCACUCUGCUGACCCACGACUGUGCUGCAACACACAGCUCGAACCACAUCAUCAGGUUCGCCGAUGACACUACCGUGGUGGGUCUCAUCAGCAACAAUGAUGAGUCAGCUUACAGAGAGGAGGUGUAGUGGCUAACGGACUGGUGCAGAGCCAACAACCUGUCUCUGAAUGUGAACAAAACAAAAGUGAUGGUUAUUGACUUCAUGAGGACACGGAGCGACCACUCCCCGCUGAACAUCAACGGCUCCUCGGUAGAGAUCAUCAAGAGCACCAAAUUUCUUGGUGUUCACCUGGCUGAGAAUCUCACCUGGUCCCUCAACACCAGCUCCAUAGCAAAGAAAGCCCAGCAGUGUCUCUACUUUCUGCGAAGGCUGAGGGAAGUCCAUCUCCCACCCCCCAUCUUCAUCACAUUCUCCAGCGGUUGUAUUGAGAGCAUCCUGAGCAGCUGCAUCACUGCCUAGUUUGGAAAUUGCACCAUCUCAGAUUGCAAGACCCUGCAGUGGAUAGUGAGGUCAGCUGAGAAGACCAUCGGAGUCUCUCUUCCCGCCAUUACGGACAUUUACACUACACGCUGCAUCUGCAAAGCAAACAGCAUUAUGAAGGACCCCACGCACCCCUCAUACAAACUCUUCUUCCUCCUGCCGUCUGGGAAAAGGCAAUGAAGCAUUUGGGCUCUCACGACCAGACUAUGUAACAGUUUCAUCCCCCAAGUUAUCAGACUCCUCGAUACCCAGACCCUGGACUGACACCUUACUGCCCUA